This is a messenger RNA of Myodes glareolus (Bank vole), 2474 nucleotides long. The record is from RefSeq and is a predicted model, not a curated record. NCBI's taxonomy places the organism in Eukaryota, Metazoa, Chordata, Mammalia, Rodentia, Cricetidae.
AGCUGACAGUUGAAUGAGAACAGAGAGAAAGUCACCGUCCUCGAUAUGAGACAAUCUCACCGUCCUCUGUUCUGUCACCACUUCUGAGUAGGGCUCAGACCCAUUUGGAGAACUUUCUUACCUCUGUCCAAAUUCACAGGUACUACAUGGGGCAUAAGUAACACACAAACAGAGAAGAGAAACCUUUCUAGUUUGUGUCUGCGGAAGGAGGCCCACUGAAGACUCAUCCAGAACCAAGAGUGGCAGAAAGAAGGCUGUGUGAUAAAAAAAAGAAGAGAGAACACAUUUGGGAUACAAAUUUAAUAUGUGCCUAGAGGCAUUAGUAUAUAUUUUGAGGAAGAAUGCAGAAGUGCCAGAUGAACUAUUACUAUAUGGACAGACAACUGCAUUGACAAACUGAGAGGGUGUCAGUGUGGUAGAAAAGCCUGAAAGUGGCCCAGGACCAUGGAAGCAUCAGUGCUGAGCCCCACAUCCUGGGAGAAACGAAGGGCAUGGUUACAACAAAGUCGUAACUGGCAAACCCAGGUCCUGGAAGAGGAGGCUGCAGCUGCCCUGCAGGAUGCACUGGAUCCCGAGCCUUCCAGCCUGGAUGAUGUUUUCCAGGAAGGAAAUCCAAUCAAUAAGAUUGAGGACUGGCUGCAGGGCUGUGGAGACACUGAGGAAGGACUUUCUGAAGAAACAGGGCAAUCCAACUGCAGUGGGUACUCUAGCCAUGGGACUAGCUUUGAAGACGACUUGAGUCUUGGAGCGGAGGCCACACUACUGGCCACCAAUGGAAACCUCUUCUCCAGGAAACUCCUCCAGACACCCAGGCCUUGUCAGUUACUUGACCUUGGCUGUAGUUUGGCUUCCAGCAGCAUGACUGGUGGAACCAACAAAACCAGUUCAAGCAUCUCAGAGAUUUUGGAUCAGGUACAAGAAGAUGCAGAAGAUGUCCUCUUCAGCCUGGGCUUUGGCCAUGAGGACCACAAAGAUACAUCUCGUAUCCCUGCAAGAUUUUUCACCAACCCCUCUAAGGCCAAGGGCAUUGACUUUCAGCUCUUUCUGAAAUCUCAGAUGGAAAGGAUUGAGAUGGAGGAUCCCUGCCUGAUGCUGGCCAGCCGGUUUAAGCAGGUGCAAACGCUGGCCGUCACUGCGGAUGCCUUCUUCUGUCUCUACUCCUAUGUAUCUAAGACACCCGUCCAAAAGUUCACACCACCCAACAUGUUCUGGCCUUGUGACCCAACUGAUAUGCCAUCCAUCAGGAUUCUGGAUACAGAGCCUGAACCCCACUCACCCAGAGAACGUCUGCGGAAAGCCAUCUCUAAAAUGUGCCUGUAUACAGGUUCCCGAGAUCGACUGUCAACAUUUCACAACAACCCCAAAAGGAACAGUUUGGACCAAGUUGUGUGGGAAGUGAUGGACAGAGUGAAAGGAGAGAAGCUGGGUCUCCAGCAAGGCUCUGGGAAUGGACAAGUCCCUCAGGAAGAGUCUGUGCCUCCAGUACAAAAUACAAGGCUGUCCACGUCUUCUUUUUCAUGUGUUUUCUGCCCUAAAGAAGAAACACGGGGAGACAAGGGCUGUGCUCAUGCUCUGGACAGAGCAGGUCCACAAUGCAGUACAGACUCUGUACAAGCAAGAGAGCUGUGGGGUCUACAGGCCACUAAUGAGAAGCCCUAUUCAGCUGAGAAUGACGGUUCAUGGGAAAGGAAAAGCAAAGUGAGAAAGAGCCUGUUCCAAAGUCCUCCCUCAGACAAGGAGAUUAAAUCACUGGACUUGUCCAUCAUCCAGAAGAAGGAAAAGCAGAGACAAGCCAGACAUGAGCUACACCAGUCUCUAACUCAGCAGCUUGGGAGUGCUUCUGACUUAGAACAGGUACAAAACAACAGUGAAGAAGAGGAGGAGUGUCACUUGUCCAGCAGAGCCGGGCACCCCUACUUCUACCACACUUCCCUUGGAGAAGACUCUGGAAGUUUUCUCGACCGCCAACACAGCAUGAUCUGACAACAGUGGCUUCACAGAAGAGUCAAACUACCACCUCAUCCUGCAGUUAAGUUGCACCAUCCUCAGCAACCAGAUCCUGAUCUUCCCCAAGCCUCUUACAUCAUGGGAGAAGCAGCAUGGAACACUAGGAUGAAGACCAGACUGAGAGAAUUAGACAGUACAUCCUGAUGCUCGUGUAAUUGUAUGCAGAGAAAGACUUCCAAGUAACAUUAUUUCUGUAUGGGCUGUUUUUUCUCCUUGGUGGAUGCUACUCACAUGAUAUGGAUAUGGGCAAGCUGAACAAAGACUUGCUUCUCUAAGCUUUGACACUGACAAAGAUAGAAGACAUAUGAGUGGUCAUCUUCAGGAGCAGAGGUUAUACCUUAAUGCUGUUAAAAGGCCAAAGCUACAAGAAAGAGAGACUCUAACUUCAUUUUAAAGACUUUAUGUGCUUUCCUCUGGACCUCGGCUCAUCCUUAAGUAUUAAUUAAAUUCCUGCUGAUCUUCCACAA